Xenia sp. Carnegie-2017 is the source of this 2267-nucleotide messenger RNA. RefSeq names its product SRSF protein kinase 3-like. Bases 177 to 2081 code for a protein of 634 amino acids. Gene Ontology annotation, molecular function: ATP binding; protein kinase activity. NCBI's taxonomy places the organism in Eukaryota, Metazoa, Cnidaria, Anthozoa, Malacalcyonacea, Xeniidae. The record is from RefSeq and is a predicted model, not a curated record. Gene Ontology annotation, biological process: regulation of mRNA processing; spliceosomal complex assembly; protein phosphorylation. The transcript is spliced from 18 exons.
UCCUCUUUUAAGCUAUUUUCAUGAGCCUUUGAAUACCUAAUCAAUUCGGUCCGGUCGUCUGGUCAAAGCAUGUAUCAUCCCCCCCCCCUUUCCGAGAAGUGGAGCACUUGCGUGUGAAUUGUAAUCGGAACCGAACGCUUUCAAAACAAGCGAAAAAGUACAUUGUUUACCUCAAAAUGAACCCAAAUAUGAAUCGGAAAGUGCUCGCAAUCCAGGCCAAGAAACGGAGAGGCAAGGCGACGAAAAAUAAACAAGUUAUGAAACGGGACGCGGGAAAAGUUGACAAGAAAGCGAAUCGAGUAGAUAAUCCGCCACCAAAAUACGAGAGUGAUAACGACGAUGAUAACAGUGAUUCGGAAGAGCAAGAGGAUGUCGGAGACUACAAAAGAGGUGGUUAUCAUCCUGUGAAGCUUGGUGAUCUUUUUAAUAACAGAUACAGUAUUAUACGUAAACUGGGAUGGGGUCAUUUCUCGACUGUUUGGCUUGCUUGGGACUUGAGGAAUAAAUGCUAUGCUGCAUUAAAAAUUGUAAAAAGUGCAUCGCAUUACACAGAAACUGCUUUGGAUGAAAAGAAAUUAUUAGAUAAGGUACACAGGACAGAUCCAACACAUGCUGGUCAUAGACAUGUUGUACAGAUGUUAGAUGAUUUUAAAAUCACAGGAGUGCAUGGCACACAUAUAUGCAUGGUGUUUGAAGUUCUUGGUCAUAAUUUAUUAAAGUCUAUAAUACAAUCAAAUUACACUGGUCUACCUAUUAGACAAGUUAAAUCUAUCAUCAAACAGACUCUCCUUGGCUUAGAUUAUCUCCACUCAAAAUGUGGCAUCAUUCACACAGAUAUAAAACCAGAGAACAUACUCUACUGUAUUAACAAUAAAGAAAUCCAAAAGCUUGCUUAUGAUGCAAAAAUGGCCUCCCUUAAUGGCAAUCUUUCCUCCGACAUCGUUGCAACGGCUCCUCAACAUAUAAUUCUAGAACAACAGAAAAGCGUCGAGAAACUAACCAAAAACCAGAAAAAAAAGCUAAAGAAACGUUUAAAGAAACAACAGCAGAAAUAUCAACUGGAGCAGGAUAAACUCGAUAAAACAAUCGACGAGGAAGCGGCGACAAGGUCACGAAGCUCUAACGACGAUACGGAACUCGGCAACGAGAGAAACAACGUUUCAAAUGCUGAAUGUGCUUUUGAAAUUAAACCGACUGUAAAUAACAAUGAACAAACAUCAGAAGAUGGAAAUGUCAAUGGUAUAUGUGACAAAGAGAAUGAAAAUAUAGUUACAACUAAAACAGACGCCGAAAUUUCGACGCAAAUCACUUGUGGCGGUAACGAACGAGUCGUAGCCGAAGCCAAGGCGGCCAAUGUCGACGACGAGCAAAUGCAAUGGAGUAAUGGGGAGAGUGUGAAUAACGAGAAAGAAAGGAAAUUUUGUGAAGAGCAGCUCAUGGAAACAUCGUCAUCUAAAGUUUGUUGUGGCGAUGUCGGUGUUAACGAGACCAUGGAAAAUGUCGAAAAAUUGGACGUAAGCGAGGGAGAUGGAAACGAGUCUGAAGUGAUGGAUACCGUUAUCAACGCGGAGAACGAUGUUAAAAGUGUCAAAAUAGCAGACCUUGGCAACGCCUGCUGGGUGGAUCAUCAUUUCACGGAUGAGAUUCAGACUCGACAAUAUCGCAGUAUCGAGGUUCUCGUUGGCUCAUCAUACGGACCACCAGCGGAUAUUUGGAGUACUGCGUGUAUGGCUUUUGAAUUGCUCACAGGAGAUUAUUUGUUCGAGCCUCAUUCUGGUGACAGCUACUCACGUGAUGAAGAUCAUAUAGCUCAUAUAAUGGAGUUGCUUGGAAAGAUACCAAAAAAUAUCGCUCUGGGAGGAAAGUAUUCCUGCGAUAUGUUUAACAGGAAAGGAAUAUUAAGAAACAUCACCGAACUAAGACCUUGGCCCCUGGAGAGUGUUCUCGUUGAAAAGUACGAAUGGAACGAGAAGGAUGCAGGUCAAUUGGCUUCGUUUCUACUUCCAAUGUUAGAUUACGUUCAAAAUAACAGAGCAACUGCAGCCGAGUGUCUACAACAUCCUUGGUUGAGCGAUGCCUAAAAACGUUUAAGUAAUUUCAUUGGUUAUUAUUGUCUGGUUGCACCAAGGCUGGAUGGCGUUAGAUUUUUGAUAUUUUCAUAAGUGUUAAAGAGGUCUUUGUAUUUUCUUAACAAAAAUGAAACUUUACUAUCUUUGAACUUACAUUGUAUUCAUUGAUUGUACAAUUAAAACUUGUUUUCCUCUGAA